Messenger RNA from Strigops habroptila (Kakapo), 4650 nucleotides. RefSeq names its product opioid related nociceptin receptor 1 (gene OPRL1). The record is from RefSeq and is a predicted model, not a curated record. Gene Ontology annotation, molecular function: neuropeptide binding; nociceptin receptor activity. Bases 1200 to 2306 code for a protein of 368 amino acids. Gene Ontology annotation, biological process: sensory perception of pain; neuropeptide signaling pathway. The transcript has 5 exons. Lineage: Eukaryota; Metazoa; Chordata; Aves; Psittaciformes; Psittacidae. Gene Ontology annotation, cellular component: neuron projection; membrane.
UAUACAAGGCAGAUAUUCAGUCCUUUGGAAAACUGAUGGGAAUAUAUUUCCCUCUACAGUUGCUUGGAAUUUUCAGUAAACAGCUAUUGUUUCCUCUCGCUAGAAAAUGGAACAAGGGAAGGCUUCUGUGAAUGCAUUUAGGUGGGUUAAAGCUGUGAAAACAACUUGCUUUGGGGUGGUUUGACAGGCAUCAGCUGCUAUUGAUCCAAAUAACAGCAAGAUCUUGAGGGACAUCUCUUUGGGGAAAGCAAGCUCAGAAAGGAACAAACAGCAAAUGGACACUGGAUAUCUUGGUGUUAGGCUUGUUGCAGUGGAUUUGUUGCUGUCAAAGCUGUUUGCUAUGUAAAGUGACUGCAGUACAGAGGGGAUAAGCAAAUCCUUGCUUUGAAAGACCUCUGUGAAAAUCGCCAGCUGAGCACAGAGGUGUUUUCCUCCCUAAGGGAUAAGAGGUUAAAGUGCUGGGAUGAAGCUUGGAGGUUCUGAAUUCAUCAUCUUCUGUUUCCUACGGAGUAUCUGUGUAAAUCAUGCAACCACCCUUGCUUUUCCCUGAAACAGAGACGACUCUUCUCUCAGCAUCUGGGCUCUGGGGAUGCCCAAAUAGUGAACCCUGGAUACUGGGAACCCAUUCCCAGAAAGAAAUUGGUGCCCUGAGUGAAGGGAUAACAGGGAAAAAGAGGAAUUUCUGUCUUGUGGAGAGUGGAGGGAUUUGUUCAGUCUCUGGGAAAUGGCAAAUAAUGAUGGCAAACAAUACAAUACAAGUGAAGUGGGGAGCAUCGUGUGCUCUCUCUGUUAGAGCUUGAGGGGUUCUGCUCUAAAUGAGUACUUGGUGAAAGCAGGAUCCACUCUAAUCAUUCCCAAGUAGUGAGGAUCAGGCUCACCACCACACACAUGCUCUUCAAAAGUCUUACGCAGUGGGAGCCGCCAGCAGCCGGGGCUGGCUCUGCCCAGCCGCCGUCCGCCCUCAUCCCUCCCUCCUAUCCCUCCCUUUUCGUUAAAAACGUGGGAUCCGGGGUGCAGCCCCUGCGCCGGCAGCAUCCCUGCCUGCGAGAGCAGCGCAUCGCCCCCCAUCGCCGAGUGCCGCCGGAGCGGAGCCCCCCGCCGUUAUCCCCAUCCUUGCUCCCGGCGCUGCCUGGAUGCGGCUUUAAACGGGAGACCCCCACCCAGUGCUCCAGGUCCUUGGCACAAGCUGAUGCUUCAGGAUGGACCCGCUCUUCCCUGCCCACAUUUUGGAAGACCCUGACCUGAGAAAGCUGCUGAACGACUCCUCCAUGCUGAACCUCAGCUUUCUGCCCAGUAACUGGUUCAACAACGGCACGGGGGACAGCUUCCUGCCGCUGAGCAUCAAGAUCACCAUUGUGGUCGUCUACUCCAUUGUGUGCAUCGUAGGGCUGGUGGGCAAUUGCUCCGUCAUGUAUGUGAUCAUCAGAUUCACCAAGAUGAAGACAGCAACCAACAUUUACAUCUUUAACCUCGCGCUGGCAGAUACCUUGUGUCUGAUGACCUUACCCUUCCAGGGUACGGACACAUUCCUGGGCUUCUGGCCCUUUGGCAAUGUCCUCUGCAAGAUUGCCAUCUCUAUAGACUACUACAACAUGUUCACAAGCACCUUCACACUGACGAUGAUGAGUGUGGACCGCUAUAUUGCUAUCUGCCACCCUAUCAAAGCACUGGACAUCCGCACUCCCCACAAGGCCAAAGUGGUCAAUGUCUGCAUCUGGGCACUGGCUUCUGUGUUUGGCAUUCCAGCAAUGGUGAUGGGAUCUGCAGAGAAUGAAAACAAUGAAAUUGAUUGUCUGAUUAAGCUCCCUUCACCCGUGGAUUACUGGGAUCCAGUGUUUGGCAUCUGUGUCUUUCUCUUCUCCUUUAUGAUCCCCGUGUUGAUCAUCACCAUUUGCUACAGCCUCAUGAUCAGACGACUCAAGAACGUCCGUGUCCUUUCAGGCUCCAAGGAGAAGGACCGCAACCUGAGGCGCAUCACCCGCAUGGUCCUGGUGGUGGUGGCAGUCUUCAUCAUUUGCUGGACUCCCAUCCAGAUCUUCGUGCUGGUCCAGUGCUUGGGUGCCAAGGCAGAAAGCGAGCUCGAGCUGGCCAUCUCCUGCUUCUGCACCGCGCUGGGGUACGCCAACAGCAGCCUGAACCCUGUGCUCUACGCCUUUUUAGAUGAGAACUUCAAAGCGUGCUUCAAGAAGUUCUGCUUCCCCACCGCCUUCAGGACGGAGCUCCAGAUGUCCAACAGGAUGUGCAGCAUCGCCAAGGAUGUGGCGUACGCCUGCAAGAACUCAGAGGGGACUAACAACCCGGCCUGACUAGGCAUGGAAAUUCCCAUGGUGGCUGUCGCCCAGCAGAGUCCAACCACCCCCACGUCAGAGCUGACUCAGAUAACAGCUCUUUAGCAGGACCUCAAAAACUGAGAGGAAACAAUAUGCUGGGGGUUGGGAAAACCGGAAUCUGCAGGAGCAUGUGGAAAAAAGCCCAGUUGAUGCAUUUUUAAUUCCAGUGCUCCCUGCACUAAAGAACGUGUUUGAAAUCAGCCCUUUGAUUCCUGCGAAACCCCAGUGGUUUGCAACAUCAUUGAGCAUUCAGGAAUGAAGGGUUUAAUCCAGGCAUUGCUCCUGGGAUUUACGCUUUUGCUGCUGGGAGACAGAUUAAAAUACAAACUAUUCCAUUUUUCUCUUCCUCCCUGAGUUGUUUAAGAUGCUAACAGCUCAUGUGGCUCACCAGGCGCUUUAUUCCUGUGGCAUCGCUCCGAAAUUAGACUUUGCUGAAGCCAAAGUGGGCAGCAGCCAUCAGACAAAACCCAGGAUCAUCUCCAGGAUGAGUCAUCGCAAAGGGAAAGAUGCGGGGAGGGAGAGGAGGGAGCUGAUGGAAAGGGAAUUCAAACUGCCCUGUGGCUGAGAGCCUGGGGAGGACAACGUCAGCUCCUGCAGAUGGGCUCUGCAGUAAAACCCUCUGCCUCCAGUGCACUGGUGGUGAGAAGGGGCUGUCAAAACUGGUGAGUGUAGCUCAGAAGAGGAGGAAGACGAGACAGAUGAAAUGAACACGAAUCCUUGUUUACAUGCUGCUAUCACUUUUCUUUUUAACCCAUUGUAAUAAUGGACAGAAUAUGUCUGUAUAUACACAUCUCUAGUGCUGUAGGCACAGCUGUAUUGUAGGAUUUCAUCUUGCCAAGCAUGCCUUGGGGUUCUUCCUCAGGGAGAGGAGGAAGAAACAAAGUGGCCUAUAUAUACAUGUAUUUAUGUAUAGGGGAUGACCAUUUUGGAGACGGCAGAAGGGCAGCUCCUGCAGAAGACAUGGACAUUUCUGGUUGGAGGGACAGCCUAAACCAGUCCCAUGUGCUCCACACGAGAUAAGUGGUGCACAAACUAUACAAAAGGUGGGGGGUUAUUGGUUCUUAUUUAUUUAUUAAAAUGAGAUCCACGAUGCUGAGAGCAUGUGGGAAUGACUGCUGAGGUACCACCCUCUUGCCAACCAUAGAUUGAUUCUUUUCCUCUCCCAGUUGGCCAGAGCUUCAUGGAAAAUGAAAUGUGCCAUCAUUUCAUUUGAUAAUGGAAGCAUUCCCACUGAGUGCCCUCCGUGCUGGUGGAGACAGCAGACCUGUAUUCUCCCUGUAGCACAUCACCCCGGGAAAACCUGGGCAGUGGUGCUGCUGGGGAAGCAAAGCAAUGCUCUCCAUUUGGAGAUGGGAGGUCAACUCCAACGCGAGAACCGGCAGCAUUGUCCGGGCUGUACAGAUUUCAUGUGAAUAUAUUUAUUGUGCUCUGGUCUAUGAGAUCCUGUAUUUUUAAUGUAUUGGUUUGCCAAUAUUUUAAUGCUGUCAUGUUGUUUAUAUAUGCUGUAUAAAAGAAUCUGAUGUUAUAUUUCUAUGUAGAGUGUCUCCCUUAUGGUUGGGCUUAAAAUAUAGAUGCAAUUCCAGAGUCCCAUGUAUACGACCCAGAUCCCUUGUAAACUGCUGGAGCUGGGAGGAAUUUGAUGCUGAAUCUGGAGGGAUACCAGAGCAAUCUUUGCAAUUAGCACUUCCCUUGGAUAAUAUAGAGGGAGGAAGGAAAUCCAGACACUUAAAGCACUUUGCAAUGGAUGUUUAUCCAGCAGGAAAUCUCACACAACCCCCAAGCAUGCGAAGAAGAACUCCUCAAGAACUGCGCUGCUGGGCUUUGCUUGCAGUGCCAUUAGGGAGCAGGAGAGUGUCAGUGGCUGGCUAAGGAGCAGCCACCCUCCCUUUGUGGUUCUUGGGUUUUUAAAUAGAUUUAUGUUCUCUGGAAAAAGAAAUAUAUAUAUACCAGUGUUUGGCAUUUUUUUUUUAAUCCAGAUUUUGUUAUAACGACUAUGCUGCAGCGAUCUUACAUAAACAAGUACUCAAUAAAUGUGUGUUUACUAAGCUUUUGGGUAAUUCUGUGGCCCUUGCAGUGGAUGUGUUUAGGCAUUCUGUUCAAUGCUCAGUGGAGUUUGUUAUAAGAAGAGCAAGAAAAACCUGAAAGCAAAAGCUUUAUUGUACUGUGCCUCUGGAGUUAAAGGCUUGUGAUGGGCUGAAGCGCAGGCUCUUUAAUUCUCUUCUCAAAUGGUUGUGUUGGUAUGAUUUCACAGUUACCGCAGUGUAAAUGACAAUUUCCUAGGUGGCUACUUGUGUGCUUUAAUAAAGGAAAAUAAAACCUC